Messenger RNA from Penicillium brasilianum, 918 nucleotides. Lineage: Eukaryota; Fungi; Ascomycota; Eurotiomycetes; Eurotiales; Aspergillaceae. The record is from the annotation of a GenBank genome assembly.
GGCCGGGUCAGUUGCACAUAACAUGAACAAAGAGCUUUCUAUAUUUACAUCACAGUCCUUGGACUCAUGGGAUUCAUUCAAAAGAAACAAAAAUAGGAUCUUCUGCCCCCAUAUUCAAAUCAUCACCAUUACCAUCACCACCCCCACCUACCUUUCCACCUCACAAAACUCUCUCCCAGUCUACCAGCACCCAUCCACCACCAUUCAUCCAAAUCGACAAUUUCUCUCAUGACACUCAUCACGACAAUGCCAUCAAUAUCCUGGCCCGCCUACUUCGCCGCAGAACGCACAACUUUCCGACGCAACAUGCGCACGAUAAUCGAAAUCCUCCGAACACCAGACGACAACAACGAACGCCUCAACUUCUGCCACCAAAUCGCAGACCGAUCGUCCUUCUCUGGCUCAAUGACCAACCUUCUCGACGCCAUCAAAGCCGCCGAAUCAAGCAAAGAACACCUCGCCCAGCGCCAUCUCACCGCAAACAUCAAAUGCCUCACAGACAUGUUCAUCGAGAACCCCAAAGAAGGACGGAGCAAAUGUUUUCGAUCCCGGUUGAUUACUAUUCUAGACUAUUGCCGACGGCUUUGUGAGCAGUUGCGGGAUACGAGGAUUACCCAGCGUGCGGAGAGGGUAGCGGAUGCGUUAGAUUUAGUCAUUUUGCAGAUUGGGAGAUUGACGCUGGAUGGGGAUGUAAUGGGUGACAGGGAGACGCGGACGACGGAGAAGGUUGCUUGGGAGAAGGAGAGGAUGUUUAAGCGUCAGAGUGGGAGGAAGGAGUCCAGGGAGUUGGAGGAGUUGCGGUUGGUUUGGAAUGCGUUGCAGUUUCAGGGUCUUGGGAAGGGUGGGUGUUCGUGCAAGCCUUGUAUGGAGCUUGAGUCUCAAGGUGAGAAGCGGUCUAUCUCGAGAGGUUUGAGAUAA